UUUGUCGAAAGAACAACAAGGCGUGGAACUGCGGAAGGGUGUGUUGAGAUUUUGGACCGAUGUGCUGGCUGGUAGCUGAGUCAGAGUGGCAGGUCAUUGCCGUUGCCGCUGAACCCUGAAGGCUAUUGAACCUUCCGUACACAUCAACCUCACCGAUCCGUAUAUCUCCUUUCAGUUACAACCAAAAAUUGUACUUCGUUCUAAGCACUUCACUCUUCAGCCCUUUUUCCGUGUAACAUGAGGUGAGUUGGAGAUGGCAGACUUACCAGGAUAUUUGCGUUCUUGCCUGAGCAUGGGAAAACUUGCCUUUUUGGCAAUCUUGGUCUCUGGGGGAAUUGUCUUGCAAAUUUUGGCGUGUGCUUUGUAUAAUAAUUGGUGGCCGAUGCUAAGUGCUAUAACAUAUGUUCUACUCCCAAUGCCUCUGCUGUUCUUUGCGGGGUCUAAUGGUUCUUCUGUAUUUUCUGAAUCUGAGAGCAGCUGGGUGAAUUUAGCCAAGUUCUUGACUGGAUUCUCAACUAUUGGAAGCAUUGCCAUUCCAAGCAUUCUAAAGCAUUCUGGUGUUAUUGGUUGGGGAGCCUUUGCAAUGGAGCUUUCAUCUUUCUUCGUGUUUGUAUUAGCCAUAUUGUGUUUCAUGGGGAUGAAUGAUGAAGAUGACUAUUACAGUAUGAUAUGAGAUGGAAGUCUACCAGGCAUAAUUUCAUGUGUAAAAAUGGAUUUAUUCUUUGUGUGCGCUAUUGGUUCUCUUGCUUUUAUAAGCUUUCACCUA
Messenger RNA from Arachis duranensis, 766 nucleotides. Its product is annotated as vacuolar protein sorting-associated protein 55 homolog. Lineage: Eukaryota; Viridiplantae; Streptophyta; Magnoliopsida; Fabales; Fabaceae. The transcript is spliced from 5 exons. Bases 254 to 673 code for a protein of 139 amino acids. Gene Ontology annotation, biological process: late endosome to vacuole transport via multivesicular body sorting pathway. Gene Ontology annotation, cellular component: endosome. The record is from RefSeq and is a predicted model, not a curated record.